AUGAAAUGCAAUUCACACCAGAACGAUAAUAUAUACAAUGAUAUAAUAAAAUUAAAAUAUAAUAAAAACUAUUCUAAUUAUAUCUACCAAAAUGUUCAGUCUAAUAAAUUUUUCAUAAGUAGAUUGAAAAAUACUAUGACCUUAAAUGGUCAUGUAUCACAGGUUAAUAGACUCAAAUGGAAUGAUGAUAAUCAUUUAUUGGCUUCAUGUGGAAGUGACAAAAAAGUUUUAAUAUGGGAUAUAAAUUCGUAUAACUAUAAUCCUAAGCCAAAAUUCACAGUGAACACUAAUCAUGCAAGCAGUAUUUUGGGAUUAUCAUUUAUUGAUGAUGAUUUUGUUGUAACAAGUUCUAUGGAUGAACAAGUUCACGUUUAUAAUAUUCACAAUAAUUCAUAUAAGGUUAUUCAUAAUUGUCAUACAGGAAGUGUAAGAAAUGUUGCUACAAUUCCAAGGGAAAAUAAAAAUAUAUUUUGGUCUUGUUCAGACGAUGGCACUGUAAGACAGUAUGACACAAGAGAGAAGCAUAUAUGUGAACGUCCAUAUUGUCGAAAUGUUAUAAUAAAUUUGAAUAGAAUUGGAGAAAGAAAUAUUUUACGAAAAAAUCCUCAAGAAAUUUUUCACAAUAGAGUAAAAUUUCACAGUCAUUCCACGAAAAAUAUAUAUGAACUCAUAAGAGCAAUGAAUGAACAAAAGUUUUUUAAUGUGAAGUUUUCUUUAGAAGCUAAAUGCAUAGCUAUAAAUCCAAUUUUUAACAACUACAUUGGAUUAUGCUCUAACGAUAUGCUAUCGAGAGUUUAUGACAGAAGAAUGCUAGGAAAGUUUUCAUUAAACGAAAAGAUGACUUUAAGGAGUUGUAUUCCUUCAGAUACCUAUUAUCCAAAACAUCUAUGGAAUUACAUUGAUGAAGAAAGCGAUUUUAGGAUAAACAAUCAUCUUUUUUAUUGUACCUGUUUAGGUUGGUCUAAUGAUGGUAAAUAUUUAGGAGUGACAUAUAAUACAGAACAUGUAUAUUUAUAUGAUUUUUUAAAUAAAGAAGAAGAAAGAAGUUUAAAUUAUAACAUUAUAGAUAAUGAUACUAAAUUCGACUAUGACAAAAGUUUUGAUAUAUUAUUUCCACCAUAUUAUGAUAAAGAUAGGAUUAAAGACAAUUAUGAUUAUAUUAAUGAUCUAUCAUUAAUAAAAGAUAUUGAAAAGUCAGCUAUAUCAGCUUAUGAUAAUAAAGAAUAUUUUAAAGCAGAAUAUUUAUAUAACAAUUGUUUAAAUUUGGUAAGAAAUAAAAAUAUUAGAAAAAUUUUAUAUUGUAAUUUAGCUAUGGUUUUAAUACAAAGAAAAGCUAGAAAUGAUGGUUAUUUAGCUGAACAAUAUGCAUUAGAAGCUUUAAAAUUAGAUCCAAAUUAUUACAAAGCUGUAUAUAGAAGAAUUCAAGCAAAUCUUAUUAAUAAUAGAUUAAUUAAUGCGUACAGGAUUACAUUAGCAGCUUGUUCACAUUUUAAAGGUGUUUUAGAAUUUAUUUACUUAAGAAAAAAAAUUAGAAAAACAUUAUAUUUUAUUUAUAAAGAUAAAAUAUAUUACUAUAAGAAGAAACAAAGUAAGUACAUUAAUUAUUUAAAACAUCAAUAUCGUUAUCUGGAAAAAAAUAUAAAUAAUCAAAUUCGACAUAAAGACGAAGAAGAAAACAUACAAGAUAACUAUCUUGAAAAUUUCGAUAUAAGUGAUAUUACUAUUUGUAGUUAUGAUAGUAUAUGUACUGAUGAUAGUGGUUUUACGGAUAAUAGUGAUUUUACGGAUAAUAGUGGUUUUACGAAUGACCCUUAUGGAAGAGAUUACUUAGACUGUUCAGAUAAAACUAGAAAGAUGAGCACUUUAGGAAAAAAGGAAAUAAAACAAAGAGAGAAAAAAGGGAACAUGGAAAGUAAAAAUGUGGAGAGUGUAAAUGAGGAGAGUGUAAAUAUAGAUAGUGUAAAUAUAGAGAGUACAAAUAUGGAGAGUGUAAAUAUAGAGAGUGUAAAUAUAGAGAGUACAAAUAUGGAGAGUGUAAAUAUGGAGAGCGUAAACAUAGAGAGUAUAAACAUAGAAAGCGAAAACAUAGAGAGUGUAAAUAUAGAGAGCGCAAAUAUAAUAAAUGAUAAAAGAAGAUAUAAUAAUUCCCAAAAUAGUAACCUUCUAAAUAUUGAGAAUGAUAGAAGUGAAACCCCUCUUAAAGAAAUGAAAGAAGAUAAAAUGUUAGAAAAAAAAAGAAAGGAAGAGUCAAAUAUGAUUAUGAAAAAAUAUAUAGAAAAUUAUGAGAGUUGUGAUGAUAAUGAUAUUUAUGAUAAGGUAGUGCGUCUAAGUGAUAUAAAAAAAAUAAGAAAAUAUAAAAAAAAAAAAAGGAGAUUAAGAAAAGCAUCAUCAUUAAUAAGUACCAAAAAAUAUACAAAUAUAAUUGAUAUUAUUGCUUCAGAAGAAUUAUAUAGUAUGCCAAAUUCUUAUCCUUUUUUCUUAAUAUAUUAUGUAAGUUUCUGUUAUAGAAAUUCUAUAAACGCAUGGAAUGGAUGGCCAUCUUUUAAUGAUUUAUAUAAAACCUACAAUAUAUACAAUAAAAUAUUGAACGAAAAAAAACAAAAAGAUAAGAAAGGAAAAAAUAACAACAGUAUUCAAAGAAUUAAUUGUAACUACGAAUAUAUUUUAAAACACAAAGAAGCACAAAAUAUAUCUAAUUUUAAUAAAAAAUAUAAAAAGAACAUAUUAACAAAUAAUAACUCAACAAAAUUUAUUAAGAAUAAUAUGUUAAUGGAUACUUCCAAAAUAAAAGAAAUUCAUGAAUUAUCUAAACCUGAUAUAUAUGCAGAUUAUAAAGAAAUUAAAAAAAAUAAGAAAGAUGUUCUUUUAAACAAUAGUAAUGAUCAUAAUAUAGAAUAUAUUGCUCGACAUAUAGAUGAAACAGAUAUUCUGGAGAAAACUAAUAUAUAUGAUAAUAAUGAUAAUGAUAAUAAUAAUAAUAAUAAUAAUAAUAAUGAUAAUGAUAAUAAUGAUAAUAAUGAUAAUAAUAAUGAUAAUGAUAAUGAUAAUAAUAAUGAUAAUAAUGAUAAUAAUACGAAUGAUAUAACAAAAUAUAAUAAAAAUGGAAAAAACAUAAUAUCCCCCACACAAAAAAAUACUAAUACAAACACACACAUACAAUUUAAAGAGAACAAAGAAAAGAAAAUAAACACAUCAAAUAGUAUAUUGGAAAUUAAUAAAAGAAAUAUAGAUAUACAUGAAGAUGUAAAAAACGAUGAACAAAAGAAAAGAUAUGCCUGGCUAGAAGAAAAAUGUUUUACAAGAAAAAAAAAAAAAAGAAAAUAUAGGGGAAAAAAAAACACAAUGAAUAUGAAAAAUAAUGCAUAUUUAAAUAAAAGAAGAAAGAGAAAUGUUUUAAAAGAUGAUGAUAAUUAUAAUGAUAAUAAUGAUAAUAAUAAUAAUAAUAAUAAUAAUAAUAAUAAUCAAAAUAAUUAUUGUCUUCAUAAUAAAGGUUGUAUAUCUUCUUUAUAUAAUACAUGUGAUUCUCAUGAAAAUGAUAAGGAACGGGAUAGAAAAAAAAAGUUAAAAACCGAAAUUAAUAAUAUUUUAGAAGAAUUAUAUAAAAAAAAAUUUCCCAGAAAUAAAAUGAAAAUAAAUUUAUACCACGAAGCUUAUCACUCUAUAUCAAUGCAACAAAGAAACAGAUUCGAUGGAAGUUUAUCUAACAUGAAUAUUGUUUCUUUGAGUGUUCAUGUAAAUAACGAAAUAAAUAGAUCAACUAAUGAGACUAAUAUAAACAAUGAAUAUGUAUAUACAAAUAUAAUGAAUGAAAUCACUCGAGAUAUGUUUAACUAUUGGGAUAGUAUAACUUAUUUAGAAAAUAUAUUCAGUAUUAUCACUUCAGAUAAUACCUUGAGUACAGAUAAUUUUAAUAGGAAUAAUAAUAACCAAGAUGUCGAGGAAAAUAAAAUACUUGGAAAGAUUGAAACGGUGUCCCAGGAAUUAUAUAACAAUUACAAUGUCGAUGAUAUUCAAUUAGGUAAUUACAUAGAUACAUUAUUGGUAGACAAUAAUAAUAAAAUUAAUAACAAUAUGUUAGCUUCGAGCUAUGCAACUUCUAUUAGCGGUAACAAUACAUCUAAUUUAGGAAUACAUAUGAAUCAUAUUACAUCAUAUGAUGAUAGUUCUAUUAUAGUGGAUAGUCCAAUCACUAAAAAUAAUUCUCUAUAUAUUAAUAAUUUUUAUGAUUCUGUUUAUAAUUAUCCUAGAAAUAAUAUCAUUACAAAGAACAUAAACCAUUCCAGUGAUAAUAAUAUGUGCAUACUACAAAAUAACAGAACAAGUUACCACAAUUCAUCAAGCUACUACAGUGAUAUAUCUGACUGGAAUAAUAAUCAGAUACCUAAAAAUAAAGUACCCAAAAAGGGAUAUAAACAUUAUUCUGAUGAAUCUGACGUAGGAAAUAAAAAAUAUAAUAAAGUAGAAAAACAAAAACAAAAUAAAAUAAAAAAUAAAAAAGUAAAAAAAGAAGAAGAAAGAAAAUAUAUUGAUACUGAACAAAAUAUAAGUGAUAAAGAAAAACCAUGUAAUGAUAUAAAAAAAAAGAUGUCUUCGUAUUAUAAAAAUGGAAAUGAUAUGAAAUCUUAUGAACAGUAUAGGAUGGGCAAAAAAAAGAAACAACAAAAUAAAGGCUGUUCUUAUAAAAAGGAUAACACUAAUAAUGGUGGUAAUAGUAGUAGUAAUGAUAACAAUAAUGAUAAAAUAGGGAACGAUGUAAAUCAUAAUAUUAUGGGAUUCUUUGAAAAAUCCUCUGGUAGUAAUGAAGACAUUUUAAAUAUGAAGAAGGAAAACGAAAAAGAAAAGGAUAAAAAUAAAAAAUCAAAUACUCUAGAAUAUUCUAAUAUGAAUAUAGAAAAGAAUAGUUUAAAAAGAAAUAUAAAGAAUAAAGAAGAAGAAAAUCAUGAUAUGCCAGGUACAUAUAAAAUAUAUUUUGACAAGUCUACUAAUAAAAAUGAUCAACAUAAAGAAUAUAUAAUACAUGAUACAGAUGAUCUAGUAUAUAAAAUCAAUAUAGACGAUAUAGAUCAAAAUGAUAUGAAUGAAAUAAUAGCUUUUAAUAAAGAAUAUUUAUUUAAUAAGGGAGAACUUUCAAAUUUUACAUAUGACCCUUAUUCAAAUAAUUUUGAGACUGAUGAAUCAGAUAGUAGUAAAUUAUCUAAAGAAAGCUAUGAAUCGAGUUCAUCUUAUGAAAAUCAGUUUUAUGAUAGUUUUUAUAAUGAUAUUCAAUACGAGGACAGAAAAAAACAUUCAAACAUUUAUGUAUUUAAGGAAAGAAAAAAAAUAAAAAAUUAUGUAGAAAAAAUUCAAGAUCCUUUAUGGGUACCCAAAGGAACGUGCAAGAGGUUUUUGGGGCAUUCUAAUACUGCAUGUGAAAUGAAUGAAAUAGCAUUUUGGAAUAAUGAUGUUAUAUUGGCUGUUUCUGAUAAUGGAGAGGUUUAUUUUUGGAGUAUAAAAGAUGGAAAACUAUUAAAUGUUAUAAGGAGUCAUUCACAUAACGUAAACUCUACAUGUGGUCUUGAAAAUUAUAUAAAAAUAUGGAAACCCCAGGACACUGCUGAAUUUGUUUUUGACAAAAAUGUUGAAAAAAUGUUGUCUAAAAACCAAAAACAUAUAGAAUCGUCAUACACGCAGUACUAUAAUUAUAUUAAUUUUUCACCCAGCAAAGAAUUAUAUGAAUUAUAUUCACAGAAAUUAAGAAAACUCUGA
This is a messenger RNA of Plasmodium adleri (nom. inval.), 5745 nucleotides long. RefSeq names its product probable protein, unknown function. Gene Ontology annotation, cellular component: Cul4-RING E3 ubiquitin ligase complex; cytoplasm. Gene Ontology annotation, molecular function: protein binding. The transcript is spliced from 11 exons. Lineage: Eukaryota; Apicomplexa; Aconoidasida; Haemosporida; Plasmodiidae. The record is from RefSeq and is a predicted model, not a curated record. The coding region runs from base 1 to 5745 and encodes 1914 amino acids. Gene Ontology annotation, biological process: negative regulation of fatty acid biosynthetic process.